Cylindrotheca closterium is the source of this 3531-nucleotide messenger RNA. NCBI's taxonomy places the organism in Eukaryota, Bacillariophyta, Bacillariophyceae, Bacillariales, Bacillariaceae. The record is from the annotation of a GenBank genome assembly.
AUGGGAUUGCGCAGCCGUUUUCGAAGCCGCAACAAAUCAGGUGGCGCCAGCACCAGCGGUGAUAUCUCCACCGCCUCGAGUGAUUCCGCUUCGCCUACUCAUUCUCCUCCUUCACCAAGUCAAGCCAAAUUGAUUGCCAAAUUCAUGGAACAACACCAGAAGCAGGGUGCCAACAAAAUGCCAUCCAAACAACAGUUACGAGCCUAUUCCUUUCUCAAGAGGACCAUGAGCUCUGGUGGCUUUUCAGCAGCAGAUGCUGCAAAUGGCGGCGACGGUUUGCAACAACAAGAACAACAACAACAACAACAACAACAACAACAGGAGCGCAUGAUGGAAGUCUUGGAAGCCAAUGUCCAACGAUUGACCGAAAAAUGCGAGGCAUUGGAAUCCCAAAACAUUUUGGUGGCCGUCCAACAGUUGGACUUUUUGGCACGAUCCAUUGCCUGGGCAUUGACGAUUGCGGUCUUGUAUCUGUACUGGAGAUGCAUUGGAUGGGGGCUUGAGCAUUACCUUCACUUGUCAGAACAGAUUCAAGAACAAUUAUUGCCAGCCCAGCAGUUGGAUGACCGUCAAGCCAAACUUGGAAAUCUACUUUUUGGCGCGGUUCAAAUGCUAUUUUUGGCAAUUCCCUAUUUGUACAAUAAGAGGACUCAUGGUUCGAUGAAACGACGUUUUGAGGUCUUCUCCAUUGCCUUUAUCAUUAUCGGACGAAUCAAACUGUGCCGAUGGAGAGAAGCCGUGUUUGUGCAACACGAAGGUUCUAACGACAACCACAACAACAACAAUAACAGUAAUGGCCACUUUAGCACCAUUCCCCGAUAUGGAGAGUCUUGCACGGAGAAUGGAAUCUGGGAGGCAAACUACGAAAUUUCUGCGCGCUUCUUGUAUUUGAGUAUUCUACGAUUGCGUGGUUUGUGGACCAAGACGGCUCAGUACUUGAGUUCCAGAGCUGACUUUGUUCCAGUUUCCUACAUUCGAGAAUUGUCCAAACUGCAAGAUCAGACCCAAAGUACUCCCUGGAGUCAAGUGCAACCGCUUUUGCCAGCAAACUUGUUGGAACGAUUGGCGCAUAUUGAGGAAACACCCAUUGCCAGUGCGUCAAUUGGACAAGUCCACAUUGCCUACCUCAAGGAUUCCAAUGGCAAUCGCGGCGAAAAGGUUGUCGUCAAAGUCCAACAUCCACAUGCCCGUACUCUCAUGACGGAUGACUUUUGGUCCCUCAACGUCUUGUGUCGCAUCAUUGGAUGGAUGGAGCCCGAUUAUGCGUUCAUGGAAAUUCUCAUGCGCGAAUGGGCGACCGAAGCCCGCAAGGAACUGGAUUUCAACUUUGAAGCGGAAAACAUGUUUGAAGCCAAUUCCGAAUUACGCAGUCUCUUCCCCACGUCGACCGAUGUCAUUUAUACGGCGGCGGCAGCAGCAGCAGCCUCCAACAACAACAAUGAUAAUGACAAAUCCAACCAGAAGUUGACUCCCUUUCAAGUGGUGGUACCGACUCCCAUGAAAGACUUGUGCAAUCGCGACGUAUUGGUCAUGGACUUUUGCGAGGGAUGUCGAGUGGAUGACUUUCACCAAAUUGAUGAGUGGGGUCUCUCUCGGAGUGCCAUUAUGGAUGGAAUUUCACAAGCCUUUGCUCAUUUCAUGUACUGCUGUACUAUUUUCAAUGGUGAUCCACAUCCCGGAAACAUCUUGGUCCGACCUGGUACACAACAAAAUGACAAGGAAGGUUUCACCUUGAUUUUACUCGACUGGGGACUGGCAAAGCGUCUGCCAACGCAAAAACGAAUUGCAUUUUGCCAAAUGGUCUAUGCCGCUGCAACGUUUGAUUAUGGACUGCUCCUCGAUUCGUAUACAACUGUCGGAUUGAAAAUGAAACGAGAAGAUGCGGGUCAAUCCAUGGAAGAUAUGCGAUUCUUUUUGCGUGACAUGGCACCCCGUGAGGAGACACGAAAGCGCAUCAAAAAGAAGAUGAAGGCGGACAAGCAACGUUUCAAGGAUAAUAAUGAGAAAGUGCCCAUGGAAUCCAAAGCCUAUCCUGGAGAAUUCUUUUUUUUCAUUCGAGUCAAUGAAUUGUUGCACGGUUUGGGAGGGAAAUACAGCAUCAAUCUUGGAUAUUUGGAUGCACUGAAACCAUACGCAGAACGAGGACUGCGGGCGUCUUCCUUUUAUGACUUGACUGCACUAGCACCGCCGUCCAAGCCCUUGAAGGUAGCCAAUAUGCACUUGCAAACCAAGCUCGAGAAUUUGUUGGCCAAAAUGAGUAGUGAGCAAUCUGUGGUGGGCGGACAAGUGUGCGUAUUGGAUAAGGGUGGAUCCACCGAAGCCAGCGUUGUAGAAGGAAAUCUAGGUGGCCUUCGUAGCCAUAUUCCAAUGACUCGCAAUUCUGUGGUUCUCGGAUACUCGUGUACAAAGGCGAUUACUGCCACAUUGGCUCACUUGAUGGUCCAGGAAGGCUUUUUGGAGUACGAUGAACCAAUUUGCAAGCAAGUCUGGCCAGAUUUUUGUCCAACUGCAGAUCCACCCAAGAAUCUUGCCACCGAGUUGGGUCUAUCGGAAGACGAGGUGCAAAAGCGAUGGCAAUGGAAGCGACAAAUCACACUCCGCCAUCUACUGGAUCAUACCAGCGGUCUAUGGUCUUUGUUGCCCGCCAAGCUGACCAUCAAGAAGAUGGUAUCGUGCGAAGAUACUUUUGCGUCAUAUGCAUUCAAUCCUGAUAAACCACAAGAAACUUUGCUUCCUACCUCGGAACCCGGAGAAAAGUGUCAGUAUCAUUAUCUAUCGUUUGGUUGGCUCGUGGCUGGAACUCUGUGCGGUGCCUAUGCUCUCAAAAAGAACCAAGACAGUGUUACAUUCCAAGAGAUUUACCAAGAUCUCUUGGAACCCAAGCUGAGCCAGCGCACAAGGGAUGCUGGAUUCUAUCCCAUGGGCGGACACGGAAACCACAUUCCUGCUCAAACCGCCACGUCCGACUUUCGUGCCAGCACCAUGAUGCAGCGUCGACGAGAAGCUGAAAUCAUGAACAGCGAUAACAAAAGCGAGCAGAACCCAAUGAUGAAGGUGCUAGAAGAUUUCAAAGGCAAAGAGUUCUUGUUGGACCCACGCAUUUGGAAUAGCCAAGACGUGCUCAAAGCCAAUGUUCCUGCCGCUGGUGGACGCUUUUCAGCCGAAGGAUUGGCAAGUUUCUUCCACGACCUCAGCCACGGAAACAUUUUGAAAAGCGAUGUAUUGAGUAGCGUCCUAUCGAAUGUUUCCAAGCCGACUACUGCUGGCAACGAGUUACAAGGUGUUACCCGUAUUGCAAAUGACAUUAGUGCUACCAACACCCAUUUGAGUUUUGGGUAUCAGCGUAUCCGAACGGAUCGUGAUCCUGUGGACAAAUUCUCUUGCUUGGGUCAUGCGGGAGUUGGUGGAUCGAUUGGUUUCUGGCACAUCAAGACUGGCCUGUGUGUCAGCAUCAUGUUGAACAAAUCUGAUGGCGAUUUGGAAGUGACCAAGCAGAUUCUUACAUUGGUUGCAGAUCAUUACAGAAUAUAG